Molecule: messenger RNA, 973 nt
Organism: Stegostoma tigrinum
Lineage: Eukaryota; Metazoa; Chordata; Chondrichthyes; Orectolobiformes; Stegostomatidae
Gene: spaca6
Product: sperm acrosome associated 6
Exons: 10
Coding region: 1-822 (273 amino acids)
Biological process (GO): fusion of sperm to egg plasma membrane involved in single fertilization
Source: RefSeq, a predicted model, not a curated record
AUGGGUCUGUGUUUUCAGUGUGAGACAGCACAGAGGCCCUGCCUUGGGAGCUGCACCUCGGUAAAAUUUACUGCCCAGACUGCCUACAAGAAGCUGAAGUCGAUUUACGAAAAGGCUUUGAACUUUAUCAAGAAAAGACGAAGAGAGUUCCCAGCAGAGCCUUAUUCGAGUCUCCUGGACCACGUGGAGAAGGAAGUCUUGAAUAAAGUGUUCAGUUUGAAAAAAGCAUCACCCUGUAAUUACACCUGCGGGAUUAAUAUGGAUGCCUAUUAUUUUGAUUGUCAGCACUGCAGGAUGAAAGGCUGUGAAGGUGUCUCCUUCAACUGCCCAAUUGAAGAUGUGACAGUGAAAGAGACAGGCCAGGUGUCUAUGAAAUGUCAGCCCGACUUUACUAUUCCCGUGAUUGACUCAGUCAUUUGGAUGUAUGCAUCUCACGUGAGGAGCGAUGUGAUUUCACAGUUUAAGGUUCUGCACGUUGGUAGCGAUGACUCUCUCAGCAUUCACAAUGUCAAAAUGAAAAACACAGGAACCUAUGCAUGUGAUGUCUUCAGGAAGAAGAUCCUGCUUCUACGACGAUUCUUUUACCUCCGAGUGACCUGGAGCACUCUGCAAAGCAGCCUUGACCUGCAGGAGAUGUUCCGGAGCGUUCUGCGGGAGAAGAAGACAACGUUGAAAACGCCCACGGCCAAACCGAUCCCACCUCCAAACAAACGCAUCGACAAACAGACAGAAUCCCAACUGAUUACCGCCAUCGCCCUGGGAACGAUACUCACCGUGUUGUCUGGAAUUGCUGUCUAUCGAUGGGCCACUCGCAUGAAAUGAGCCUCCUGACAGAUGGAUCCUGCGAAGGCUUUCAUGGCCAAACAGCCAGGAAACCCAGCGGCUGGACUAUGACUGGGGAUUUCACGCUUGUGUCAGGCAUACAUGAAAAUCAAUGAUUCAUGUAAAUGCGAGUUUAUAAAUUUCAAAUUAA